AUGGAUUCCUUUAAAGGUGGAAUGAAUUUGGAGAGACUGCCCGAGAGCUUGAGACCCCAACCCUCCCAUGACAUGGCUUCCAGCUUCCAUUUGCAAAGAUCCUCGGAGCCCAGAGACCCGAUCGAGAACUCGGCCAGUGAAUCCUCCGACACGGAGGUGCCAGAAAAAGAGAGAAGCGGAGAGCAGAAAAACGAGGACGGGGCCGCCGACGACCCGGCGAAGAAGAAGAAGCAGCGGAGGCAGCGGACCCACUUCACCAGCCAGCAGCUGCAGGAGCUGGAGGCCACUUUCCAGCGGAACCGCUACCCCGAUAUGAGCAUGCGGGAGGAGAUCGCCGUGUGGACGAACCUCACCGAACCCCGCGUCCGGGUGUGGUUCAAGAACCGCCGAGCCAAGUGGAGAAAGCGGGAGCGGAACCAGCAGAUGGACCUGUGCAAGAACGGCUACGUGCCGCAGUUCAGCGGGCUGAUGCAGCCCUACGACGACAUGUACGCCGGGUACCCCUACAACAACUGGGCCACCAAAAGCCUCACCCCGGCGCCGCUCUCCACCAAGAGCUUCACCUUUUUCAACUCCAUGAGCCCCCUCUCCUCGCAGUCCAUGUUCUCGGCUCCCAGCAGCAUCUCCUCCAUGAACAUGCCCUCCGGGAUGGGCCACUCGGCCGUGCCGGGAAUGGCCAACUCCGGCCUCAACAACAUCAACAACAUCAGCGGCUCCUCGCUCAACUCGGCCAUGUCCUCGCCCGCUUGUCCCUAUGGGCCGCCGGGCUCGCCCUACAGCGUGUACCGGGACACUUGUAACUCCAGCCUGGCCAGCCUCAGACUGAAAUCAAAGCAGCACUCCAGUUUCGGCUACAGCAGUUUGCAGAGCCCCGGCUCCAGCCUAAACGCCUGUCAGUACAACAGUUGACGGACUUGACACGAACCGCCUCCGACAAACACCGCCGACAAAGGAAAAAUUACUAAGAAAAAAAAAAAAUAAAAAAUAAAGCAGAAACAAAGCGACGUUUAACGGAAAUGAAUAUAUAUAUGUGUGUGUGUGUGUAUGUAGAAACCCGAUGAUGUGUAAAAGCAAAACCCGAGCAAGUGAGAGAGGGAAAGAAACAGCACAGACAAACAAACAAAAG
Molecule: messenger RNA, 1126 nt
Organism: Lagopus muta (rock ptarmigan)
Lineage: Eukaryota; Metazoa; Chordata; Aves; Galliformes; Phasianidae
Gene: PITX1
Product: paired like homeodomain 1
Exons: 3
Coding region: 1-909 (302 amino acids)
Biological process (GO): anatomical structure morphogenesis; regulation of transcription by RNA polymerase II
Cellular component (GO): nucleus
Molecular function (GO): DNA-binding transcription factor activity, RNA polymerase II-specific; RNA polymerase II cis-regulatory region sequence-specific DNA binding
Source: RefSeq, a predicted model, not a curated record